Nematostella vectensis (starlet sea anemone) is the source of this 1619-nucleotide messenger RNA. RefSeq lists its product as uncharacterized. Bases 164 to 1255 code for a protein of 363 amino acids. Gene Ontology annotation, molecular function: peptidase inhibitor activity. Lineage: Eukaryota; Metazoa; Cnidaria; Anthozoa; Actiniaria; Edwardsiidae. Gene Ontology annotation, cellular component: extracellular region. The transcript is spliced from 8 exons. The record is from RefSeq and is a predicted model, not a curated record.
GUGCAGUGGUUACGGCAGAGUUUUCACGGGAAUGAAGUCAGGAGGAAUUUGCUGAUAUGAUGUAAUCAUCUCAAACUAAUUUAGUAUGCAACGAGAGAAAUUCUAGGGAACUGGAAUUCUAAAGGAAAAUUUGUCCGAAAAAAACGUAAUUUUAGCGGACGCCAUGAGGACCUUCCUGCUUCUUGUUCUCGCCUGUACUCUGGGGUACACCCAAGCAGGCAUACUGAGCAGAAGGAAAAGAGGUUACCUAUCCAGAACGGGUUUCUGUCUGAAGCCGGCGGAGAACUUCUACCAUGCCGACGAGCGUCUUAACUUCUACGGUGUUGCCGUGGAACCCGAAAAGCCAACGGGCUGCGAAGUCUCUGACUGCGAUGAAGACAGUCAUUGCGAAGGAGACAAGAAAUGCUGCGAUAACUACUGUGGUGCUAAAGUGUGUACCCCAUCGGUGAGAGCUCCUCACCCAUGCCAGGGCUUCAAAUGUCCGUCCGGUGAAGUUUGCAAGUUACAGAGAGUUCAAUGUGUCAUGCCAGAUUGUCCAUCGGUACAAGCUUUGAACCGCCCUACUUGCAUCCCUGCCAAGGGUCUUUCUAAGACCGAAGACCUAGAAAACAUAGGAAACCACAUCCCAGACACCGCAGCUCAACUUCUACAAGCCGAUUCCCUGAAGGCAAACAAACAACAGGACGACAAAGAUAACGAUAGCCAAGAUGAAAAUGCCCAAGAAGGCGACGACCAGAAUGAGGGCUAUCAGCAGGACAAUGCCGAGCCUGCUCCCUUCCAACAGGCAAGCGGCCCCUUCCAGGCGGGUCAGCAGAUGGCAGCCGAGGGGCUGCAGCAGGGAGACGACCAGGCUAUGGCCUACUCAAAUCAACAAGCCUUGCAGCCCCCUAUCGUCCCGUUAGAUGUACAGCCCCCUUCACAAGUCGCGCCAAGCCAGGUCGCGAGCGAAAACACGGCUCAGUUCGCUCCAUUUGGGGACAAUAUGAACCCCUCACCCAUGGGCGCUGUCCCCUUUGGCCCAACCCAAGGAGGAGUAAGUCAGCUUAAUCAGCAAUACGCACCCGAGCCGUUUGACCAGUCUCGAGGCUUGAUGCCUCUCACCGGUAAGAGAAGCUCGGAGAAACGAUCGACAAACAAACGUGACAUCAAGAAGACAUCUAUCAAGAAGCGAUCAAUGAAAAAGAGGUCUAUCAAAAAGCGAUCAAUGAAAAAGAGGUCUAUCAAAAAACGAUCGAUCAAGAAAAGAUCGGUUUAGAUGGAUUACAUUUAGAGCGGUUUAGAUUGGGGUUAAAUAGAAUUAACGGACAGUACAUUAUUUAAAAGGGCAAAACCUUUGGAACGUCUUUCCAGUCGAACUAGCCUUUUUGUUUUUGCUCACAAAGGCAAGUUUGAGAGUAUCGGAAAAAAACUGGAGACGAAACAAAAGACAACUUAUCUACAGAAAGAGUGGCCGCAUUUCAUUUUUUGUUACCUAAAUAGGUUUCUUACAUAUGGAGCUUACCUUUGUGUGGGUGCUUAGUAAAUAUAUCCGGAUUAUCAGAAAACCUCCUGGGUAUUUGGUUCUUUGCGAAAUGUGUGUAUUUACGAUGUAAAUAAUUGAAUAAAAGUAUUUGUUUACA